UUUAAUAGUACGCAGGGAAGGAAGUAAAAAUGUCAACUUUACAAUAGCAGGAGCAGCAAUGAUGGCCGCAGCAAGUGAGGAAGAGCGCGCUCGGCGGAGCAGAAGGGAAUAAAUUAGUCUAUUUUUCUCCCCCAAAACUCCUCCUCCAAACCCUCCUUCUUCUCUACUAUUUCUCUUUUCAAUUUCUUAUCCCACUCUUUAUCUCUAAUCUCUAUCCCUAACCCCUUUCUCUCUAAUUCUCCUCUCUACCGUCUCUAUUUCAUCUUUCUCAACCCCCUCUGCUCCUCUCUUAUCCAUUCCGGCAAUCCAUUACAUCGUAAUUACCAUCAAGAAGCUCCCAUUAUCCUCUCCGCCGUACCGGCCUCAGCGAGCUCUCAUCAUCGGCGGUUGCGGAUAGUCCGGGGAUAUUACAGACGACAAUGGAUUCCGAGCUCGAGGAUCUCCGCAAACUGCGAAUAACUACCAUGGAAGGCUUGGAAGGAGAUGAAGGCAAGGAAGCGGUCGAGCACGACGACGUGGAGGAGGAAGAGGAGGAAGAGGAGGAAGAGGAUGAGGGAGUAACCCUAGGGUUCGUCGAGAAGCCCAAGAAUCCCCGGUCGCUUCUCCGCCAUCUCUUCCCGAGCAAAGCUGGAGGGGUUCCCGCCUGGUUGGAUCCCGUAAACUUACCGCCAGAGAAAUCUCGCACUUGUGGCUUCUGCGGAGAGCCUCUGCAAUUCCUUCUUCAGAUUUAUGCUCCAAUCUCUGAGAAAAAAUCGACCUUUCAUCGUACAUUAUUCGUUUUCAUGUGCCCAUCUAUGUCAUGCCUUCUUCGAGACCAACAUGAACAGUGGAAGCGUGAAGGAGGGAAUCUUUGUAGAAGUGUGAAGGUUUUCCGAUGUCAGCUACCUCGGACGAAUCCAUUUUACUCGAGCGAACCACCGAGGCGUGACGGCACCGACAAGCCACUUUGCACAGGAGUUUCUCUUUGUUGCUGGUGCGGAACAUGGAAAGGAGAGAAACUCUGCAGUAGUUGUAGGAAAGCACGCUACUGUUCAGAGAAGCAUCAGGCGUUGCACUGGCGAUCAGGACAUAAGAAUGAUUGCCGUCGUAUAAUCAGUUCAGAAGCAUCUGAUUCUCCUCUAGUUGCGAGCACCACUUUAUGGCCUGAAUAUGAGAUUGCGAUUGAGGAGGAAUAUGUUUUUAAUUCUGAGGUUUCUGAAGAGAAUAGCUCAACAUCUUUGGUUCCAACAGAUAAUAAUAAGAAAGAUGAGAUGGUGCAGUCGUUGAUGGAUCAAUUUGAGGCUGACGCUGAUAAAAAGAGUUGGGCAUCUUUCCAAGAGCGACUCGCCAGAGCACCAGAGCAAGUUUUAAGAUAUUGCCGAGAUCCAAUGGCGAGACCACUGUGGCCUUUAUCAAUUGGCCGGCCAUCUAAGGCAGAUAUACCUUCAUGCAGCUACUGUAAAGGCCCAUUAUGCUAUGAAUUCCAGAUCAUGCCGCAGUUGCUUUAUUACUUCGGGGUGAAAAAUGAUCCCGAUUCCCUUGAUUGGGCAACUAUUGUUGUAUACACAUGUUUAGAAUCCUGCGAAACAAGCAUGGGGUACAAAGAGGAAUUUGCCUGGGUUCAGUUAUAUCCUACAGCUACACUACCCUGAUGUGUCUUCAUAUAUGUCUAGAGAAGACCCUCAAUAUUACAAUCUCAGAUUACACCUCAAGCUAUCACGACAUCACGAGAAGAGAUUCCUAGUCUCGGUCGAUUGUGUCGAGCCCCGGUUGCACGCACAUUCCAUAGCUUUUCUUAUGAGCUCUAGUCAUCUCGCGAUGUAUGCAUAAAUGGUUAGGGAGGAACAAGUUGAGUUCGUAUUUGUUUUCCGCUUAACUAAUGGUGCUUUUAUUCCUAUCAGAGGUGCUAAAUUAUCUUAAUAAGCUACAAUUUUACUGCCCA
Molecule: messenger RNA, 1921 nt
Organism: Ananas comosus (pineapple)
Lineage: Eukaryota; Viridiplantae; Streptophyta; Magnoliopsida; Poales; Bromeliaceae
Product: programmed cell death protein 2-like
Exons: 11
Coding region: 420-1631 (403 amino acids)
Cellular component (GO): cytoplasm
Source: RefSeq, a predicted model, not a curated record